UUGCUCUGAACAUGGAAUCGCUCAUAGGAAGAUUGGCAAGCUUGUCGUUGCUACAGGAUCAUCUGAUAUACCGAAGCUGGAUCUGUUGAUGCAUCUUGGAACUCAGAAUGGAGUUUCGGGUUUAAGGAUGUUGGAAGGUUUUGAAGCGAUGAGGAUGGAGCCGGAGCUUCGAUGUGUUAAAGCAUUGCUGUCUCCUGAGUCUGGGAUUGUGGAUACGCAUUCCUUCAUGCUAUCUUUAGUGGGGUAACUAACUACAGGGACAAGCAGAGAACAGUCACGCAACGUUCUCAUACAAUACAGUGGUUUUAAGCGGUCGUGUUGAAGAAGAGAAGAUGCAUUUGUUUGUUGCUGAAACUGGAUCGGUUGAGUCUCGGUGUGAGGGAGUAGUAGCUGAGCUUGAGCUGAUACCUAACCUCGUUGUUAACUCCGCGGGGUUAGGUGCUCAAGCUCUGGCAAAGAGAUUCCAUGGGUUAGGUCAUCGGUUCAUUCCUUCGUCUCACUAUGCUCGUGGAUGCUACUUUACGCUGUCCGGUGCUAAGUCUCCUCCUUUUGAUAAACUUGUGUAUCCUAUACCUGAGGAAGGAGGUCUUGGUGUUCAUGUCACUGUUGAUUUGAAUGGGCUUGUGAAGUUUGGUCCUGAUGUUGAGUGGAUUGAAUGCAGAAACGACACAUCAAGCUUCCUCAACAAAUUUGACUAUGGUGUAAAUCCACAACGAGCUGAGAGAUUCUACCCAGAGAUCAGAAAGUACUACCCGAAGAUGGAUCGUUGGAACCUGGUUGCUCAGGCAUCCGUCCCAAGAUUACCGGACCGGGACAGAAGGCAGCAGACUUUAUCAUACAGGGAGAGGAGACUCAUGGAGUUCCUGGUCUUGUGACUCUCUUUGGCAUCGAGUCGCCUGGUUUGACUUGAAGCUUGGCUAUUGCAGAACAUUUAGCCAACAAGUUCUUAUGAUGAAAGUGUAAGCUAAUGUCUACAUUUGAGAACAAAGCUGGCCCAUAAGUAUAAGGCUUGGCAAAUUCAAACAGUUUUCCUCUCUGUGAUUCAUUUUUCAGACUGUCAACAAAGUGAUAUUUUCAAUUCUUAUACUCCAGAAAAAGAUUGUUGUUGCAACUAAAAUAACUAAGAAUGUUCUUAAGAAACUUAACAGAAUUGCUCCAAGUCAAGAAUGUACAAAGAAACAAACUGUUUUCCUCUCUUUUUUUUUUAUAAGCAAACCGAC
Molecule: messenger RNA, 1220 nt
Organism: Brassica rapa (field mustard)
Lineage: Eukaryota; Viridiplantae; Streptophyta; Magnoliopsida; Brassicales; Brassicaceae
Product: L-2-hydroxyglutarate dehydrogenase, mitochondrial-like
Molecular function (GO): (S)-2-hydroxyglutarate dehydrogenase activity
Source: RefSeq, a predicted model, not a curated record